Messenger RNA from Nycticebus coucang (slow loris), 237 nucleotides. RefSeq names its product defensin beta 136 (gene DEFB136). Gene Ontology annotation, biological process: defense response to bacterium. Lineage: Eukaryota; Metazoa; Chordata; Mammalia; Primates; Lorisidae. The coding region runs from base 1 to 237 and encodes 78 amino acids. The record is from RefSeq and is a predicted model, not a curated record. The transcript has 2 exons.
AUGAGCCUCUAUCUCUCCGAGUUGCUCUUCUUCCUGGUGAUCUCACUGCCUUCAGGAAAUGCUCUGUUUGGGAAUGAUGGAGUAGAAUUUCGUGCCUGCGCUAAAAUCAAUGGCACAUGCUUCUUUGGUUGUCUGCCGGGGUGGCAGUGGAUCGCGUUCUGCCAUAACAUUUUGUCUUGUUGUAAAAAAAUGACAAAGUUUUUGGUCCCUCAAGUCGAGGAUCCAUGGAGAACAUAA